CUCUCUCUCUCUCUCUCUCUCCACUCACAUAGAGUGUGGGACGUUUCAGUGAGUCCCUCCAUCCGCGGCAGCUGCGCUUCCCUUCUCCCAAACACACACACACACACACAUACACAUACACACACUCACACUCACUGCCUGUGAAAGCAAGGACGUCCUUUCUUUCCUUUACCCGGAAGCCGGAGAUGCUAGGGACUUGCAGUUGAGAAUCCCGCACUGCUAGUACACCUGAACUUCACUUGGAGGCGGAUCGUCGAGUGUCGGAGCGACCUGUAUUCACCGGACAGAUCUGGUGAAAAGGGACAACAUAAAGAAGCUUGAAGUAAAUGUAACAUCUGACUGUGAAGGAAGUAGGAAUCAAAAGCCAUCAAGAUGAAUUUUGUUAUGAAGCAAGCGUUGGGAGGGGCAACCAAAGACAUGGGCAAAAUGCUGGGAGAAAAGGAAGAGAAGGAUCCUGAUGCUGAGAAGAAGGAAGAGGAAAGACAAGAGGCUCUCCGGCAGCAAGAGGAGGAGAGGAAGGCUAAAUAUGCAAAAAUGGAGGCAGAGAGGGAAUCACUCCGACAGGGCAUCAGGGAUAAGUAUGGUAUAAAGAAGAAGGAGGAGAAGGAGGCUGAGGCUCAGGCUGCCAUGGAGCAGGCGUCUGAAGGCAGUCUCACUCGCCCAAAGAAAGCCGUGCCUGCCGGCUGCGGUGAUGAUGAGGAUGAAGAAGAAAGUAUUGUGGACACAGUCAUGAAGUUCCUCCCAGGUCCUCUUUUAGACAUGUUCAAUAAGAAGUAACACAGUCAAGAAUGUGUUGUUAUUAAACCUGUCAUAAAUUUCAUAACAUCCAUCCCCACACCCCCUUAUUCCCUACUC
Ictalurus furcatus (blue catfish) is the source of this 855-nucleotide messenger RNA. RefSeq names its product complexin-1. Gene Ontology annotation, molecular function: syntaxin binding. The transcript is spliced from 4 exons. NCBI's taxonomy places the organism in Eukaryota, Metazoa, Chordata, Actinopteri, Siluriformes, Ictaluridae. Bases 373 to 777 code for a protein of 134 amino acids. Gene Ontology annotation, cellular component: terminal bouton; SNARE complex. Gene Ontology annotation, biological process: neurotransmitter transport; regulation of neurotransmitter secretion; synaptic vesicle exocytosis. The record is from RefSeq and is a predicted model, not a curated record.